UUGUCACACAACAACGAUGAAUUCAAUCUGGAUCGGGUACAGCAGUAUUACAGUUCUUCAAACACCGCGAUGUUACCAAUGACCCCAUACCCCCUUUUCCCACCUUCUUCCAAUCCAUGGCGGGCAUUAGAAAUAUCCGGGCAUGAUGAAAUUAACUCGCUGACACUCCAGCUCUCCAAAUCUGUCUUUGAUUCGAAUUCGUGCCACCUCUUCAACCACACGCGCGCGCCCGCCCGCGAGCGCUUUUCCCGCCCCCAAAAUCCCCGUCCCCCCCUUCAACCAAUAAACACCACAUCAGUCAUCCUUUUACUGUAUACAUGAACCCAGCGCCCCAUAUAAAAUCGACCAGCGUAAGCGAAAAUACCAUCUUUCGAGCGCUGUUUGCGCGGUCGAGGGGUCAAAAUAAGAAGGCAGAUAUGGGCAAAACCAGGAGACCUGCCAAUGACGCUUUUGGCCUUGACCUCGACAUCUUGGUUUCAGCUCUCCUUCUUUCUCGAUGAAGGAUAGGUGGUCAGGCAGGCGUAUCGCCACCACCUUUUUAUUUUCUCUUGUCCAAUCUACAUUUCUGUAUUUUGUAUUUCCGCGGAUGCCUUUAUGGGGCUCGCCGAUUCUUGCUAUACAUCCAUAAAUUACUUGAAAGAGAGAGUGGGAGAGAGAGUGUGUGUGUAUGCGUGUGUCAGAAAAUACGGGGUUGGGGUCAACAAGAAAAUGGGUGGGUGGAUGGGCGAGAGAACAAGCGCUUACGUGCAUGUACGGACACGAGGACAAUACCCGUGUUUUUGCGUUAUUAGGGGUCCCAGCUUUUUUCCUUCCCACGCGAGCGUACGAGCUUAUGUACGAGCCUUGUCAUGUUAUUAA
Messenger RNA from Periconia digitata, 858 nucleotides. NCBI's taxonomy places the organism in Eukaryota, Fungi, Ascomycota, Dothideomycetes, Pleosporales, Periconiaceae. The record is from the annotation of a GenBank genome assembly.